Punica granatum (pomegranate) is the source of this 3156-nucleotide messenger RNA. The record is from RefSeq and is a predicted model, not a curated record. Lineage: Eukaryota; Viridiplantae; Streptophyta; Magnoliopsida; Myrtales; Lythraceae.
CUUCGCCAUCGCCAUCGCCAUCCGGUGACGACAUGAUUGGAUGGCUUGGCAUUCUAAGUCAGAGGCUUCUCCAGUUAGAGAUUCUUCCAUGGGCGAUACGAGGAUGCCUUUCUUGCGGAUACUCACCAUGCAGCAUCUUUUCCUCUUAUAGCUCGCUUUCGUUUAUCCGCCAGAAUGAGCUUGAGAUGAGAAAAGGCCAAGCUCCGGAGGCACUGGAGCCUGGAUCAGCUGCUCCUUCAGAGGGCAGUGCGUUAGUUGAGUCGAUAGUUGCUGGUGUUAAUACUGGUCGAAUUGAAGAGCCAACUCCCAGCCAGUGGACUUGAUUCGGUCAUGAUUCUUGAAGAUACAGAAGUCCAUGUGGACGUCCAGGUUCUGUUGAUACAGAGGAGGGAGUAGAUUCUUCGGCGGAUUUUUAUUUUCACUUUCCCUUUUUUUCAUGUACUAUAUAGUAUAUGCUAUCACAUAUAAUAUAAUUGGGAACCAUAUAUGAUAAUUUGGCAAUAGAGUAUGGCGUGGCAAUAGAAUGGUGUGAUUCAUGUUCCGACGGUAUGACCUCUCUUUGAUUCUUAGGCUGCAUUUGAUUUUUGCAAAUUCUGUGAAUUUGGAUUGGCUUUGAAUCCAGAUCGGGUCCAAUGGAUUGGCCUGACUCUGAAUUGACUCGGGUCCAAAGUAGCAACCCGAGCAUUGGAAACUCAUGCUAUGAGCCUGCUUUUAGAUGAAGUGACAAUCCAAUGGGGGGCAGUACUGUAGUAGCUACUAGCUGGUUCGCUUCACGUGACGGGACUUGUCCAUCACGUGACUUCCUCUGUGCUAUAGCCUAUAGUCAAACUCUCUUGAGGUUUGAACUUUACAGCCAGUCGUUCAUCCGACCGUACACGUGUCCCCUGAGUUGCUCAAACAACGAAUGAUGAAUGAGAAUGAUUGGUAUGCAACUGGGAGUUGUUGCUCCCCAAUUUUCAGUCAGACUUUCAAAGCCCUCACUUCCUUCCUUUGCUUCCUCUCCCUCCCGUUAAUGGCGGUUUCCUCGGCGAGGUAGGUGGGGUUUCUGCGUGUUGGCCUUGGCCCGAAGGAGAAGGAAGCUGUCUGAGCAGUAACAGUGACCGCAAAAAAAAAAAAAAAAAAAAAAAAAGGCCAGAACUUAUUGCUCACAAUCCGGAAGAAGAAGAAAGAAAAAUUCACUUGCGAUCCAUCAAGCUCACAAGGGAAGAACCCAGCAGCAUGUGGACCCUUUUGUCCUGUGUGCUGAGAUGUAUGGUAUGGUGGACGGGGUAGCCGGUAAUAUUAUAUUAACUUUCAUGCCCCAAUCUGCUGCAGUUCACUGUUAAUGCUUCGGCUAUAAAGCUGCAUUGCAUGAUCUCCAUUUCCAUCUCUCUACCGGGAAGCAGUAGUGAGAAGAAAGGAGGGACCUGAAAAUGGCCAGCAGGGUGUCGAAUUUCUCCAAUCUGAUACAAAGGGUCUCAGCUUCGUGCUUGCUGGAUCCCCUCUGUGCAGUCCGGCGGGACCCAGAUUAUGCGAAUGGGAAGUACUAUGAAGAUGAUGAGGAACGUGAUUUGGAACACUUCGAAGAGGGUCAGGAUACAGAGGAGGAAGAAGAAGAGCGGGAAGCAACGCAGCAAGAAGAGAAUAAUGGAGGAGUUAGGACGUUGGAGCAGAGUAAGAGAGAAUCAAGAAUGGAGGGGCUAGCGGUUGAGAUGGAGGUUUUGCUUAACGAGGUGUUCGAUGCAGUGUCGAUGAUGAAGAGGGCUUAUGUGGGCCUGCAGGAAGCGCACUGCCCGUGGGACCCGGAGAAGAUGAGGGCUGCUGAUGUGACAGUGGUGGCGGAGCUGAAGAGGCUCGGGGUGCUAAGGGAGAGAUACAGGAGGAGCAUUCUCGUGAAUGGGGGCGGUGUUAGCGGAAGGAGAAGCAUUGAUGGCAGGGCAGUUGGGCUAAGAGAGGUGGUUGCACCAUACGAGGCAGCUGUGGAUGAGCUGAAGAGGGAGGUGAAGGCGAGGGAAGUUGAAGUCGAGAACUUGAGGGAGAAGCUGAGGAGUGUGACAAAUCUUGGGGGUAAUACAAAAAAAGGAAGGUCCCUCUCAAAGAAGAAACUCACCCUCAGCCCUAGUCAAGUCAUAGCAGCCCCCGCUCCAGAGCUGUUUGAGGCUACGAUGAGUCGAGUGAAGGAAGCGUUAAAGUCCUUCACUGCCAUCCUACUAUCCCUCAUGCGCUCUGCUCACUGGGACAUUUCAGCCGCCAUUCGUUCUAUUCAAGCCACCUCUGCUGCUGGCGGCACCAAAAACACCUCCUCCAAAACUGGCACUCACCAUGUGAAGUACUCCCUUGAGUCCUACAUCUCCCACAAAAUCUUCCAGGGCUUUGAUCACGAGACAUUCUACAUGGAUGGCAGUCUCUCCUCGCUCCUGAAUCCUGAACAAUACCACCAAGAAUGUUUCACUCAGUAUCGUGACAUGAAGUCAAUGGACCCUGUUGAGCUUCUUGGGAUCUUACCCACCUGCCAGUUUGGUCAGUUCUGCUUAAAGAAGUACCUCUUGAUUGUUAACCCAAAAAUGGAGGGGUCCCUUUUUGGAAACUUGGAUCAGCAGAACCAAGUAAUACAUGGGAACCACCCGAGGAGCGAGUUUUAUCGGGAGUUCCUGGGGCUGGCAAAGGCUGUUUGGUCGCUCCAUUUGCUGGCUUUCUCACUUGAUCCUUCGCCGAACCAGUUCGAGGCUAGCAGAGGAGCCGAGUUUCACCCUCAGUACAUGGAGAGUGUGGUGAAAUUUUCAGAUGGCAGGGUUCCUGCUGGUCAUAUUGUCGGAUUUCCCGUCAGCCCCGGAUUCAAGCUCGGGAAUGGAUCGGUAAUAAGAGCAAGAGUUUAUUUGGUGUCGAGGAUGUGAAAUUAGAAAAAAUUGUGCUCCGUUCACCCCUGCUUCAUUUACGGAAAAAUGCAGACAUAGCGUAGUUUACUAUUUGUAUUAGAUAAUUUAGGGAGGACGCUGUUGGAAAUGAUCAGAGAGGGACGAUGGAAGAGGGAGUUUUGUUGCAUACUGCUGAAAUGGUCUCUUAGUUUGGUCUGCAUUUUCCUCCUUACUAAUUGUUCUGAUUUGUUCAAUCGAGUACCCCGAGUUCGUUACGACUUUGAAGUUUGACCCUCAGUUAAAAUAACAGUCUCUAGUUUUC